This is a messenger RNA of Maylandia zebra (zebra mbuna), 3770 nucleotides long. RefSeq names its product SATB homeobox 1b (gene satb1b). The record is from RefSeq and is a predicted model, not a curated record. Gene Ontology annotation, biological process: regulation of transcription by RNA polymerase II; chromatin remodeling. Gene Ontology annotation, molecular function: RNA polymerase II cis-regulatory region sequence-specific DNA binding; DNA-binding transcription factor activity, RNA polymerase II-specific. Lineage: Eukaryota; Metazoa; Chordata; Actinopteri; Cichliformes; Cichlidae.
GAGAGGGAGAGACGGAGUGAGAGGGGGAGAGACAGAGAGGGAGAUAGAGAGAAAGAGGAGCUCCGUCCGGACGCCAAUCCCCAGCCAACAGGACACCUCCUACUAUUACUAUCAAGGCAGCUCUCUUAUGCAUCCACAGCGAGCCUUAUUCAUCCUCGGCAUCGGAAAGUAAACCGCACUUUUUGACCCCCCUCUCCUUGUUUUAUUUUGCGAACCUGUUUCGACUGUCCGCAUAUCGUCUCCACAUCGCCUCCAUGGCAAGCUCACACAGUCGCUUCUUAGUAUUUUUGCUCUCUCUCAGUCUGCCGGCAGUCAAAUCUAGCUAAGCCGACGCUGAGCUAUUUUUUCCCGUAGUCCCUCCGUGAACACACACAGCGAGGGUUUGUUAGGUCUCGGCGGCGGUUGUUGUUGUUACAACUGUGUCCGAGGUGCUUGUGGUUCGUGCUGGCCGUACUGUGCGGCUGCCUGCUCGCCGUUUUGGAUGUUGUGCUGCGAACUAAAGCCGAAGUCGCCUUCACUUGUAAGCGUUGCUAAAUGUCGCCGGUUUUAACGCUUUCCGUUGCCGUCCUUUUUCCUCCACUUGGACGGAAUUGGCUGUAACGUCAGGGCUGCACACUCCUGUCUCUCUCCGCUCCUGCCGCACACGCACAACCGCUUACCAAUGUUCGCCUAUCACGGUCCAUCUCGACCUCGUCCUCCCUUGCACAGACCCGGGUUGUUGUUGUUUUUUCGCACCGCCUGCCAGUCCUCCGCCAAGAAGAGCAGGAGAAAGCAUCUUUUUAAACACUGAUUUUGGGAACCCCUCGCUGUCAUGCACACGUAGAGAGAUAACAAGAGAGGAACCGGGAGUUGUUUUUGGGGAGGGGGGGUUUCUUUCUUUUUUCCUUUUUCUUCUUCUAUCUUUUCUACCCUGGCCAAACUUGAAGAAGAAGCGUUUUCCAGCCGGUGUUAUAUGCUCUCCAGUGCUGAAGUGCUGCGGUUCAGGUGAUAGUGAGCUGAGGUGCUGAGAAUGAUGGAACAUCUCAGCGAGACGUGUUUGGGCAAGGAGAACUCAGAGCUGGUCAACAGCAUGGCAGACGCCAAGGCCCCGCCGGCCAAGCUGCCCCGGCUGGAGCAGAACGGCAGCCCCCUGGGACGGGCCAGGCUGGGAAGCACCGGGACCAAACUCGGAGGGGUCCCGUACAAACCCACCAGCCACCUGCUGAAGACCUGCCAUAAGAAAGGCAACAUGCUGCCUGUGUUCUGUGUGGUCGAGCACUACGAGAAUCCCAUGGAUUUUGACAGCAAGGAGGAGCACGCUGAAUUUGUCCUGGUGCGCAAGGACAUGCUCUUCAACCAGCUCAUCGAGAUGGCCCUGCUGUCACUGGGCUACUCCCACAGCUCAGCAGCCCAGGCCAAAGGUAUGAUUCAGGUGGGGAAGUGGAACCCCGUCCCACUGUCAUAUGUGACAGACGCACCAGACGCCACAGUGGCAGACAUGCUGCAGGACGUCUACCACGUGGUCACACUUAAGAUCCAGCUGCACAGUUGUCCUAAGCUGGAGGACCUGCCGCCCGAGCAAUGGAGCCACUCUACAGUAAGAAACGCCCUCAAGGAGUUACUCAAAGACAUGAAUCAGAGCUCUCUGGCUAAAGAAUGUCCUUUAUCACAGAGUAUGAUUUCCUCCAUUGUGAACAGCACUUACUAUGCAAAUGUGUCGGCGGCGAAGUGUCAGGAAUUUGGGCGCUGGUAUAAACAUUUCAAGAAGACAAAAGAUAUGAUGGGCAUGCGUCAACCCUCCCAGCUGGAGGGGUACCUGGGGACGUGUGUCCUCCGUGAGAGCCCACGUGCCAAUGCACUAGCGGAAAUGGACGGCUUGUCCGACCUCUCCCCACCUGGCUCUAACCACAACCACAACCACCUGAGUUUUUCCCAGCAGCAGCAGCCGAUCCCCAGCAGCACAGCGGAGCAGACUCCUUCGUCGCCGGUGCCGCCGCUGCCUCAUGCUCCGCCGCCGCACGGUGGUCAAACGGGAGGCCGACAGCCCCAGCUCCCCGGUCUGCAUCACCCGGGCUUGGUGUCCACACCCAUCAGUCCCCAGCUGGUCAACCAGCAGCUUGUGAUGGCACAGAUCCUCAACCAGCAGUAUGCAGUGAACCGGCUGCUGGCGCAGCAAUCCCUGUCACAGCAGUACCUCAACCACCCACCUGUCAACCGCAGCUCCCACACCAAGCCUCUGGAGCCACAGGUGGCAUCGAACACAGAGGUUUCCUCUGAGAUUUACCAGUGGGUGAGGGACGAGCUAAAACGGGCCGGCAUCUCACAGGCUGUCUUUGCCCGUGUGGCCUUCAACAGAACACAGGGCUUACUGUCUGAGAUCCUGCGUAAGGAGGAAGAUCCCAAGACGGCGUCCCAGUCGCUACUGGUCAACCUGCGCGCCAUGCAGAACUUCCUGCAGCUGCCGGAGGCCGAACGUGACCGCAUCUAUCAGGAGGAGCGGGAGCGCAGCCUCACGGCCGCCUCUGCAAUGGGCUCCGCUCCGCUCAUCAGCACCCCAUCCAGCCGACCUGUACAGCCCCGAAGGGAAGACUGUAACAGCGUAAGGCCGGAGGAUUGGAAUCCCCGAAUCCCUGUGGGCAUUUCACCUGUUAAACCAUCACCGCUGCCCAGCGAGUGGAACGGCAAGGCAGACAGCUGCAUCCUCAACAUCAACUCCACCAUCUACGAUGAGAUCCAGCAGGAGAUGAAGAGGGCCAAAGUGUCCCAGGCCUUGUUUGCAAAGGUGGCGGCCUCCAAGAGCCAGGGCUGGCUCUGUGAGCUGCUGCGCUGGAAAGAGGAUCCGUCUCCAGAGAACCGAACACUCUGGGAGAACCUCUCCAUGAUCCGACGCUUCCUGAGCCUCUCUCAGGCCGAACGCGAUGCCAUCUACGAGCAGGAGAGCAGCGCCGGCCAGCAGCACCACAACGAGCGGCCGUCGCACUUGAUGCACAUUUCCAGUGACCAGCUACAGGCUCAGCCGCCUCAGACACAGCAGCAGCACCAGCCCUCCUUGUCCCUCCACCCCUCCCAACAGCCCUUGCAGCAACAGCAGCCCACCACCGGUCCCCGGUUGCCACCUCGCCAACCCUCCACCGCCUCUCCGGCCGAAACGGAGGACGAAGGCAGCCGCGGAGGGAGCAUCAAAUCCCGCACGGGUGGAGGCAAGAUCUCCCUGGAAGCUCUAGGUAUCCUGCAGAGCUUCAUCCAGGACGUGGGCCUAUACCCCGACGAGGAGGCCAUCCACACCCUUUCAGCCCAGCUGGACCUGCCCAAGCUCACCAUCAUCAAGUUCUUCCAGAACCAGCGCUUUUAUGUCAGUCACCCAGCAAAGGCACCCAAGGAGCCCAUUAACAACAACAACACCACUAUUGCAGCCAUCGUCAACAACACCACCAGCAGCAGUAGCAGCAGCAGCAGCCCGGCCUUUGAGGAAGAGCUGACGGACUUCAGGGAGAGCGGAGAGCUGUUGAAGGAGCUGGACGAGAGCACGCAGACCAACAGCACCAUCUUCUCCAUCAAGAUCGAAGAGCAGCUGGGCCGAGGUGCCGAAGCCCAGUCCGAGUCAGAGCACGAGGCCAAGGAGUAGGACUCUCCCCCUGAAACAUGUACUGAGAGUUUUCCUGUGCACACAGACUGGUGACUGUGCUAAAUGUAACGCUCUGGCCGCCACAGAAACACCACACUGCAAACAAAGAGAAGUAGUGUUUUCAAUCAGUACAGCAUCUGGACUGUAUGAGGAGUGUUCAUAUAUA